GGUUGCAGUAUUGGGUACAAGUGAGAGGAUGGAGUACAAAUGGGUAGCAAUGCUUCUGUUAGCGUUAUUAAUGUUGGGAGUUGGGUGGAGUGAGGGGUGCGUGGAAGAAGAAAGACUCGUUCUCUUGCGACUCAAACCUUUCUUCCCUUUCAUUGAUUAUAGAACUAAAGAUCUGGGGCUACAGCUAGAGUACUACAAAGUGGAGGGAAGUGUGUUUGAGAGAGUAGAGGAAAAAGAGGGUUCACCAGAUUGUUGUGAAUGGGAAAGGGUUGAGUGCAACCCAACCACUGGACGAAUCACUCAUCUUUUCCUCAAUUUUACAUACGCAGGAGCCUAUGAUGAUUACAUUUAUACAGAAUCCAACACGAAAAAGAGGGUUCUACGGUAUCUCAAUGCCUCUUUGUUUCUUCCAUUCCAGGAAUUACAGUGUCUUUCCUUGAGUGGAAAUUCCAUAACUGGUUGUGUUACCAACCAAGGUUUUGGAAGCCUGUCAUCCAAACUGGAGAUCCUCGACUUGAGAAACAAUUUAUUUAAUGAUAGCAUCUUAACAUCCAUAAGUGAACUUUCAUCGCUCAAGUCUUUGAACCUAGCAGAAAAUCUGUUUACAGGAACAAAUCCUACAGAUGAACUUAGUAAUUUGAGAAACUUGAAGGAGUUGCAUGUAGGCGAGAAUGAAAUCGAGAGCCUCGGGUCUCGAUUUCAUGGUAACUCGUCUGGCUUUAUUAAUAGCUCCUUGAGCACAGAAGGACUGUCGAGGUUGAACGAACUUGAGGUGCUUGAUUUAAGUGGUAAUCUCUUUAACAACAGCAUAUUCGCAUCCCUUGCUGGGUUCUCAAAAUUGAAAUCUUUGAAUUUAAACUACAAUAAAUUGAAGGGGUCGAUUCAUAUGAAAGAAUUCUGUAGUUUGAUCAACUUAAAGAAGUUGUUUCUAGGCGGUAAUGAGAUUGAAAGCCUGGAACCUUUAUUCCAAGAACAAUUGAGGUUGACUAAACUUGAAGAGCUUGGUUUGAAUGGUAAUUUGCUCGACAACAGCAUAUUUUCAUCCCUAAGUGCACUUCCAAAUUUGAAGUUUUUGGAUUUAGGCUAUAACCGAUUGGGAGGGCCGAUAAAUAUUAAAGAAUUAGAUGGUUUGAGCAACUUGGAGGAACUGCAUAUUGGCUGCCAUUCAGGUUGCAGCCUUCCACAACAAUUACUAAGCUCAUUCUCCUCAUUGAAGGCUCUAUCCUUGAGUGGAUUAACAACAAUGGCUUUUCGUUCUCACAAUAAUUUUUGUGAAUCCACCAAUCUCCAAGAGUUUAUCGUCUCCGGAAAUGAUCUCAGGGGUAGCUUACCGAUGUGCUUCUCCAACCUCGCGUUUCUUGAAACAUUAGAUCUCUCUCGUAAUGAAUUUUCUGGACAUAUAUCUGCCCUUCAAGGUCUAGCAUCCCUCCAAUGGUUGGACCUAUCGAACAAUGAGUUUCGAAUCCCAAGCUCAUUAGGACCCUUGUUCAACCUUUCAGAGCUCAAGUACAUCCGCGCAGAUAACAACAUCAUAUAUGCUGCUGAUGAGAUGCAUUCUCCGGCCCCAACAUUCCAAUUGGUUUACAUCAGUUUAUCUUGUUGUGGACGCGGUGGAACAUUUCCUCAAUUCCUAUAUCAUCAACAUGACUUGAGGUCUGUUACUCUCUCAGACAUAUAUUUCAAGCUGAACCAAUUCCCCUUUUGGUUGCUGGAAAACAACACGAAAUUGGAGAGUCUACAUCUCGUCAACUGCUCUCUAUCCGGACCUUUUCAACUGCCAUUCCCUCGGCAUUUAGUCUUAUCAGAUUUAGAUGUCUCCACCAAUUUCUUCAUUGGUAGGAUUCCGAUACAAAUCAGAGCUCAUCUACCUUCGUUGAAGACUUUGAAUAUGUCGAAGAAUUAUUUUAACAGUAGCAUCCCCUCUUCUUUUGGUGGUAUGAGCUCACUGCUGUCAUUGGACUUAUCCAACAACCAAUUGACUGGAGGGGUUCCUGAGCACUUGGCCGCAGGCUGCUCCUCAUUGGAAUUCCUUGCAUUAUCCAAUAACACAUUACAAGGAGCAAUUUUCUCUGGAAAUUUUAGCUUAAUGAGUCUGUCCGUACUAAAAUUAGAUGGAAAUAACUUCUCUGGAAUGAUCCCGAAUGUCUACUUUGUCAGAAUUGAUGUAAGUAGAAACCAGCUCUCUGGUAGGAUACCACAAUGGAUGGGAAAUAAUUCAAGUUUGGAACAAAUUGCCAUGGCAGAUAAUCAUCUUGAAGGUUCAAUACCAAGGGCAUUUUGCAAUCUCAAUCUCCAACUUCAGUUUUUGGACCUUUCCAUGAACAUCUCUGGGACUCUGCCAUCUUGUUUCAAGCCGUCACGUAUAAAGGAAGUUCAUUUGUUUAAGAAUAUGCUGCAAGGACCGCUCCCGAAUGCUUUUCGUGAUUGCUCUUUACUGGUGACAUUGGAUCUCAGCUAUAACCACUUUGGCGGUAACAUUCCAAAUUGGAUUGGCAACCUCUCAGAGUUGAGUUAUCUUCUAUUGAAGAGAAAUCACUUUGAGGGUGAAAUUCCAAUUCAAUUAUGCAUGUUGGCUCAUUUAAGCAUGAUUGAUCUUUCUCAAAAUAAUCUGUCUGGUAGCAUUCCUUCUUGCCUAAAAGUUACUCCGCUCGACUUCGGACCAGACGAUUAUAGUUGGAUUUCUUAUAAUUACUUUGGGUCAAAUAGCUCAAUAUCCAUGGAAGAACCAAUAGAAUACACAAUAAAGAGUAGAUCAUACACUUACAAGAAAAAACGCUUCAAUACAUGUCUGGAAUUGAUCUCUCCUGCAACAAGCUAACUGGUGAGAUUCCUAAUGUAGUUGAA
Molecule: messenger RNA, 2844 nt
Organism: Hibiscus syriacus
Lineage: Eukaryota; Viridiplantae; Streptophyta; Magnoliopsida; Malvales; Malvaceae
Product: receptor-like protein 13
Exons: 9
Coding region: 29-2818 (929 amino acids)
Molecular function (GO): protein binding
Source: RefSeq, a predicted model, not a curated record